AGCCGAAGCUGAAUCCACAAGUCAAGAUAACACGGAAAUAUGAUCACAAAGCUAGCGAUCCAACAAGAUAAACUGCGGUUUUUCAUUUCACGAAGAGACAGGUACUUUAUCGCCUUUUUCAACAUGUUUCUAUCCAUCCGUGGCUGUAUGUGAUGUUGUUAGAGGAUGCAUAUGCAUAUGGCUCUCAAGUACUACAAUCCGAUGCUUCGUUUAGUAAAAUAUUCCGAUUAUUUCGGUCAAAUGAACGACAAGAAAUUCCUUGUGAUGUAAAAAACAGAGAUAUACGAUCCAUUAGACCUCUCCGUGAUCAGUAUUUGUUAGGUGGUGAGGGGGAAAUGACCAAGGAGGAUGUGCUGAGAGAGUCCUCAGAAGGAGACUUGGUCCAAGGGCGAUACAGCAUAAUUUCACGUUCUUCAGACCGACCGGUAAUUCAUCCGGUGGCGUCAGCGCCCAUGCCUACAGAUUGUGAGUUCUCCUUCUUUGACCCGAAUGAUCCACAAUGUCAAGAGGUUCUGUUGGACCCUGGGACUACGGUGUCCGAGCUCUUCGGUAUUCUCAGGCAGUGGGUUCCCCAAGUCCAGCGGAACAUUAGUUUGAUAGGCAACGAGAUUCUGAAGAGAGGAUGUGGCGUCAAUGACAGAGAUGGUCUCACUGACAUGACUUUACUUCACUACUGUUGCAAAGCAGGAGCCCCCGGAAUAGGUGAUGCUGAGUGUGCAGCCAGUUUCGCCCGUCAGCUGCUGUCUCUGGGAGCCGAACCGUCCUCACGCAGUCGCUGGACGAACAUGAAUGCCCUUCACUACGCUGCAUAUUUUGAUGUUCCUCCACUCAUCCGGGUGGUUCUGCAGGCUUCACAGCCGGGAGAGGUGGACUCAACCUGCAGUGAUUUUGACUUUGGCACUGCCUUGCAUAUUGCUGCAUCGAACCUGUGCAUUUCUGCAGUGAAGUGUUUGCUGGAACUGGGAGCCAAUCCCGCUUUUAGGAAUGAAAAAAGUCAGUGUCCAGCUGAUGUUGUUCCAGACCCUCUAGACAUGCCCCUGGAAAUAGCUGACGCAGCAGGCCAAGCCAAAGAGUUGCGUGCAUUGCUGCAGGAAGUGCUCCCCUGGCCAGAAGCUCCUCUUCUACAUGUCCGACCUCCCAGCCUCCUUUCAGACAAGGCCUGUACCCAGCUUUCAAGUAUGGGCCUUCACCUUGGAGACAAAGUAGUCAUCGCUGGUCAAAAGGUUGGUAGGCUACGGUUCUGCGGCAGUACUGAAUUUUCCGGUGGUCUUUGGGCUGGAGUGGAGCUUCACCAACCGGUGGGCAAAAAUGAUGGAUCAGUGGCUGGCGUCCAGUACUUCAGUUGCCCUAAUAAGCAUGGAAUCUUCGCCCCCCUUUCUAAAAUCAGCAAGCUCUUUGAGCGCAGCAAAGAGAUUUCCCGCCAGCCUUACACUCCUGUUCCCCGCCCAAGACGCAUUGACUUGGCACGGGUCACGUCAAAGGUCAACACAGGUCUUUCACGCAGUUGCUCCACCUCCUCAUCGUCUCUGGACUCCAGACAAACUUCAUCCAGGCGAGCACAACGGCCACGUUCACGGCAAAGAACACCACUGAGUCCAUGGCAAGAACGGACCCCUCCGAGUACCAGAUUUACCCCACAACCACCCCCCUCUCUAACCACCACCCAACACCCUGUUAAUGCUCGCAGCAGGACCCCCUCAGCGAACAGCAUGGCACAUGAGAACGCAGAGGUGCAUUUGGGGGAGCGUGUAAUAGUGGUUGGGCAGAGGACGGGAAUCAUCCGGUUUCACGGCAAGACUAGUUUUGCUCCAGGAUUUUGGUUGGGGAUUGAGUUGGACAAGCCGAGCGGAAAGAAUGACGGCUCAGUCGGAGGAGUGCGAUACUUUAGCUGUCCCCCAAAACAUGGAGUCUUUGCCCCACCCUCACGAGUUCAGAGGAUUCAUGGCUCAGUGGACUGUCUGUCGGAGCUGUCCUCGUCUCGGAUGAGCUAUUCUUUCACAGGAAUCCGUCGCACUCUUAGCACUUCCUCGGCCAUUGCCACAGAGAGAGAACCAAAUCGAAAAGGUACCAGGAACCGUUCCUCUAACCUGCGACGACGUUGGAGCACGAUAAGUGCAGGAUGGGGGGCAUCAAAGGCAAACUGUAGCAUUGGGCCAGUGGCCAACAGUGUGGGUGGCACAACUAGUUCCUCUGGCUCAGAUGGCGCUGUGAAACUCCACUUGGGUAUGCAGGUCUUGCUAAUUAGUGCCAAUGAGAUGGGCAUCAUCCGCUACAUUGGCACAGCAGACUUUGCCCACGGCCUCUGGCUGGGUCUUGAGCUGCGGAGUCCAAAGGGAAGAAAUGAUGGUUGUGUGGGCAUCCGACGCUACUUUAGUUGUCGGCCUGGCCAUGGGGUUCUGGUCCGGCCCAGUAGGGUCACGUACCGCGGAAUCAGUGGAGCCAAGCUGGUGGAUGAAUGCUGCUAAGACCCUCACACACACACCAGAAUCAUCUCACCACCCAUCUGUUUUAUUCUUAAUUUUGUUUUUAUGAACUUCUUUGAACUUUUCAGCCAAUCUAAAGAAUAUAAUCUUGAACUCACUUAUUGAAACUUCUUAGACAUUCACAUCUGAAAUUUCCUCAAAUGUUCAUAUCAGAUCUUUUUGGGUGAAAAUUAAACAGUAGCAUUCUGUGAGCACUUUAAUAAAGAAAAUAAAAGGAAAAGAAAAGAAAAAGAAUGCCUUACAUAGCAGCAGUCAUGAAGCCGAUUUGAUCACUGAAAUGUGAAUAAAUUAGCUCCUCAAAACAUUCCUAAAAUCCUUGAGAAGUUCUAACAAUAGACCAGAACAGUUUCAACUCUUAUCAAUAGAACCAACUUUAUAACAUGGCACUGCAAUCAUCCGUUCCUGUUCAAGAGCAUAUAUGAUUAAAAAAUAGGCACUUUAAUCUAUCAUAAUCUAUGAUCUAAUCAGUUAUUAUAGUUGGAUAAUCUAAACUGUUGAUUGAACUUGAUUGUUCCACAGAUGAUGAAGCGUUUUUUCUGAUAGGGUUAAUAACAGUAGGUUUUCAUUUUGGCUAAAAUGUCACCCUUUAGUUAAAGUUAUACAUUGCCCAGAAGAUCUAGACUAAAUCAAGACUUGAAGAUUUGCCAUCAAUUGUUGGAUUAAACCAAUAUCAUAGGCAUGGAUGUGUCGGAUAAUUUGGUUCUGUUUAUCGAAGAUUAUAAUUUCAGAGGCAAAGAUUUGUUAAAAUGAUUCAUUAUAAUAAACUAAUCAGUAUUAUUCAAAUUGUAAUUCCUGAAAUUCUGUUAAUUUAGAAACAAGGUAGAAGUUUGCACUCUCUAUAUUUGUUUACAUUGAUAUUACGGUUUUAAGUAUGUUAAUCAGAAAGUCUCCUAUAAAGAUUUUCCUAAUAAUUGCUUUUCUAAAAAAAUGAAACUAUUAUUCAUCCUAAAACUAAGUUACAAAAGGGAACUGUAGCCUUUUGUAGGGAACUGUAGGGAAUUUUUACAUUUCAGUUUAUUUAAUUUAUUAAUUUAUUCUUAUUUUUCCUCACAUCAUUAAAGCCGUUUUCUAAAAGACUUAAUUUUGUCAACAAUCUCUAGUCUAGGUUUCAUUUUUUUUAUAUAAAAAUAGGAAUAUGUUUGUGUUCUUUAGACUCAACGUUGCUUUUGAUUUGUCUGAACCAUCCCCCAAACUUAUAAUAUCUACUCAUAAAGAGUUACCCACACUUUACCAAUGUCUGACUCCUCAGUCAUAUCACUUUGCACUAAUGAGAGAAUAAAUAGAAUUCAUCAUUACAUUUUGGUACAGUAGAAGGAAAAACUUAUGAGGAAUAAAGAUGAGUAAGUAAAUGUAUAAAUUGGUAAAUGAAUAAAACAAGUUUUAAAACGAGACAAAUUCCAAUGGAAACUAAUGUCUUAUUGCACCUUUUAGCCUGUUUCACAGGUUUCUUCUGUACUGUGUUUUCAUUCUCUGCACAGCAGUGUAUUUGGUGUAUAUUUUCUCUGAAUUUAAUUGUAAUAUUUUCGGAGCAAUAAAAUGUUCUGCACAUAGGGUGUUUGUCAGAAUUUUCAUAUAAAAUUACAAUUAUAAUAUAUUCGAUUUUUUUCUUUUAACUCUGGGCUUCUUUGAGAUGUAUCUGUAUAGUUCCAUUUGUUUUUAUUUUUAUGUUUUUGUUUGAAAAGUGUGUCUGUAUUUUGAAUGUUUUUGUUUAA
Triplophysa dalaica is the source of this 4195-nucleotide messenger RNA. Its product is annotated as CAP-Gly domain-containing linker protein 4-like. Lineage: Eukaryota; Metazoa; Chordata; Actinopteri; Cypriniformes; Nemacheilidae. The record is from RefSeq and is a predicted model, not a curated record. Gene Ontology annotation, biological process: cytoplasmic microtubule organization. Gene Ontology annotation, cellular component: nucleus; microtubule plus-end; cytoplasm. The transcript has 15 exons. Gene Ontology annotation, molecular function: microtubule plus-end binding. Bases 153 to 2465 code for a protein of 770 amino acids.